AUGCGUACUCUUGUUUUUUCGCUGUUCAUACUGACUGUAGCGGCUGUUUCGGCCAAUGAAAAACUAGUGGUUUGCAAUUAUGAGGCUAAGGCUCAUCUGAGACAGGGGCAGGGACAGUUCGGAUUACAUGAUCUAGACGAAGCCAUACGUUACUGUAACUAUUUGAUCUACGGCUAUGCCGCAAUCGAUGAUAAAACAUUCAAACUGGUACCCUUAAACGAACAAUUCGAUAUUAUGAAGGACAAUUAUCGACUGGUCACAGAUCUUAAGAGAAGAUACCCUAAACUUAAAGUAUUACUUUCCGUUGGUGGAAACGACGAUGUUACCGGAUCUGGAGAUGAGCUUAAUGUCAAGUACAGAAACAUUUUGGAAUCCACCACUCACCGUUUGGCUUUCGUAAAUUCAGCACAUACAUUGAUCAAAGGAUACGACUUCGAUGGAUUAGAUUUAGCUUGGGAAUUCCCAGAAACAAAACCCAAGAAAAUUAAGACUGGUCUCAAAAAAGCGUGGAACAGCUUUAAAUCAGUAUUCGCAGGAGAACACGUUGUUGAUGCAAACGCUGAACAACACAAAGAACAAUUCACAGCAUUAGUUAAAGAACUAAAAGCUGCCUUUAGACCAGACAAUCUAAAACUCUCUCUUACGGUUUUGCCAAAUGUUAACAGUACAGUAUAUUACGAUCCCAGAAAUCUUGCUCCACAUUUGGACUUCAUAGCUCUCCACGCAUUCGACUUCUACACCCCCCAUCGCAAUGAACAUCUUGCAGAUUUUCCUUCUCCCGUAUAUGAACUCAUUGAUAGAAGAGUGGACGAAAAUGUAGACGCUUGGGUUAAAUAUUGGUUAAACAACGGCGCUCCUGCAAACAAAUUAGUUCUGGGAAUCCCCACUUACGGCAGAACUUGGCACUUGCAAGGCGAAGCCAAAAUUGACGAGUUUCCAAUCACCGAUUUGGAAGGCCCGGGAGAACCGGGACCAUUGACUAAAGAAGCCGGUCUUUUAAGUUAUCCUGAAAUAUGUACUAAAGUAACCACGAGGACUACAACUCCAGGAGGUUUAACUAAGAUUUCUGAUGGCACCAAACGAAGAGGUGUGUAUGCCUACCGUUAUCCUGACAAGGACGACAAAGGAGGUGUCUGGAUAGGUUAUGAAGAUCCCGAGACAGCAGCAAUCAAAGCGCAAUAUGUCAAGAACAAAGGCCUUGGAGGUAUUGCAAUUGACGAUUUGACAUUAGACGACUUCCGUGGAGUCUGUAAUAACAAUAAAUUCGCUAUUUUGAAGGCUGCAGUGGCCGCUAUGUAA
Molecule: messenger RNA, 1299 nt
Organism: Psylliodes chrysocephalus
Lineage: Eukaryota; Metazoa; Arthropoda; Insecta; Coleoptera; Chrysomelidae
Source: the annotation of a GenBank genome assembly